CCAUCCAUUCUUUUUCUAAGCCGCGUUAUCUUCUGGGUCGCGAAGGGUGCUGGAACCUAUCCCAGCGUUCACUGGGCGGAAGGCAGGAAACACCCUGAACAGGUCGCCAGUCCAUCGCCGGGCACCCACCAAUCAGAAUCGUGCAACUACAUGCACUUGCCUCAAAUCGCAUGUUAUUAGGUAUUCUGAAAUAGACUUGCUUGUGGUUUCUGAAACUGUAUGGUAAUACUGUUAUCCAUAAAAAUAAACGGUGCGCACGUUUGUCUAUUUGUAUAGAUAGCAAUAUACCAUACAGUGUCAGAAACCACAUAAACAGGUCUGUUUGGGACCGUGUAAUUCAACGUAGCUUAAGGCAAGUAUGUGGCUGUGAGUUAAGGGGGAGCAUGUGUCAGUUUUGCAGACUAGAUGAAUGGCAGAUUACGAGCAGCAGUACUGCACUGUGGACUUCGGUGACACAGGUUAAAUCUGCCGCAGGAGUGGAAUAUUUGCGUGCAGGGUGACGGGCGGAAGUGGCGGCUCUUGUAAUAGUAGGAUCAGCUGGUACAACAGUCAAAGUUUUGUUGGCGACCGGCGGAAGCUGUAGACUUAGAUGUAAGAUAUUUGUGAGGGUGUUUCUAAGCAAUGCAAACUUUUCUGUGGCCAAAAUUACAAACCCUUUGGCAAAUUUUCUAGUUUGUCAAGUUUUUUAGUCAAAAAUGAUUAUAUGGUUUUUCGAAGACUUUUAUUUUGACAGAGUUUGAGUCACUACAGUGGGCAAGUGUUGCACGAAUCACAAAGCCCUGCUGAGCAUGUAGGAGCUGAUGUGUACGGAUAUGCUAUAUCGCGGAAAACUUUUGUAUGUUCGGUUUGCUGAGUUAGCCCCUAUGCGUCUUUACACUCUCACCAGAAGGCAUUUUGCUCUGGUAUUUGCGAUUUUCUUGAUGUGCUUUGUGCUCACUGUCCUCAUCGGCGUAACAGGACCAAAAGUCAUCACAGAGAAUUCUUACAAUGCCUUAAGUACUGGCAAUGAAUCUAAGACGGGACCCUUUCACAUAAAAUCUCCACCACUGUCCAAUUAUAACCAGCAGUUAUGGCUCCUGUGUGUUAUACAGAUGACGCAAAACAACGAAGACUUCAUAAAGAAUUUUCAGAUGAAUGUAGAAUUGAAAGGCGUGAUGCAGGACGCCAGCAUUAUGCGCAUCAGUGAUAAUGUGCAUCGGAAAUCACGUUUUCUGCAUUGUGCGCAGCCCCACCAGCUGUGUGAUGAGUUCAUCGUUGUGCACCUGGGCUACUUGAACUACACACAGUAUCAAAUCAACGUCAGUCUGAAAGGCCUGGAGGGAAAGUCACAAAACAUUCAAAAUGUUACAUUUGUGAUCAAGACUUACAACCCCAAAUUCUCCCAGGUGGAGAUCUGGUUCCGAUUUGUAUUUGUUGUUUUGACCUUCGUAGUAACGUGUAUGUUUGCCCAUUCCCUGAGGAAAUUCUCAAUGAGGGAUUGGGGAAUAGAGCAGAAGUGGAUGUCUAUUCUUUUGCCUUUGCUUUUGCUGUAUAAUGAUCCAUUCUUUCCAUUGUCAUUCCUGACAAAUAGCUGGUUUCCUGGAACACUGGACACUUUUUUCCAAGCUCUGUUCUUGUGUGCUCUUCUGCUGUUCUGGCUCUGUGUAUACCAUGGCAUCAGAGUACAGGGGGAGAGGAGGUUUUUGACGUUCUACUUGCCCAAGUUGGUGAUUGUGGGGCUGCUGUGGAUCUCUGCUGUCACCCUAGGCAUAUGGCAACUGAUAAAUGAACUGCAGGAUCCCACAUAUCAAUAUAACAUGGACAUGAAGCACUUUCAGGGCAUGAAAAUAUUCUUCCUUUUGGUGGUGGUCCUGUAUGUUCUGUAUCUGGUGUUUCUGCUUGUGAGAGCAUGGUCAGAGCUGAAGAACAUGCCCUACUCAGAUUUGCGGCUGAAGUUUCUGACAUCUUUGACAUUUCUGGUAUUGAUAAUUAGUACUGUCAUCCUUUACCUGCGAUUUGGAUCAAAGGCUCUAAAAGACAACUUUGUUGCAGAAUUGUCUACCCACUAUCAGAAUUCAGCUGAAUUUUUGUCCUUCUAUGGCCUUCUCAAUUUUUACCUCUACACAUUAGCAUUCAUCUACUCACCCUCCAGAAAUACUUUGUAUGAUUCCCAGAUGAAAGAUAAUCCUGCUUUUUCGAUGUUGAACGACUCAGAUGAUGAAGUGAUUUAUGGGAGCGACUAUGAAGUGAUGCCUCUUCAAAAUGGCCGUGCUAUUAAAACCACUUCCAAGUACCAAGAUGAGACUGACAGUGACUAACAUGACUGGACAGUCAUGACUUGUCAAUUCCAAUCAAUUUGGAAAGCGUGGACAGAGUAAAAGGCUGAA
Messenger RNA from Colossoma macropomum (tambaqui), 2366 nucleotides. It is a transcript of the gene tmem181, whose product is annotated as transmembrane protein 181. The coding region runs from base 801 to 2297 and encodes 498 amino acids. Lineage: Eukaryota; Metazoa; Chordata; Actinopteri; Characiformes; Serrasalmidae. The record is from RefSeq and is a predicted model, not a curated record. The transcript has 17 exons. Gene Ontology annotation, molecular function: toxic substance binding.